Messenger RNA from Lolium rigidum, 786 nucleotides. Its product is annotated as 60S ribosomal protein L11. The record is from RefSeq and is a predicted model, not a curated record. Bases 81 to 623 code for a protein of 180 amino acids. The transcript is spliced from 5 exons. NCBI's taxonomy places the organism in Eukaryota, Viridiplantae, Streptophyta, Magnoliopsida, Poales, Poaceae. Gene Ontology annotation, cellular component: ribosome; cytosolic large ribosomal subunit. Gene Ontology annotation, biological process: translation. Gene Ontology annotation, molecular function: structural constituent of ribosome; RNA binding.
GCAGCCACACACUACAGCCCCAGCUAACCCCUCUCUUCCUCGGCUCCCUCUCCACCGGCGGCCUCCCCGUUCAGAUCACCAUGUCGACGGAGAAGAAGCAGCUGAACCCGAUGCGGGAUAUCAAGGUGCAGAAGCUCGUGCUCAACAUCUCCGUCGGCGAGAGCGGUGAUCGCCUCACUCGCGCCUCCAAGGUGUUGGAGCAGCUGAGCGGGCAGUCGCCAGUUUUCUCAAAGGCUAGGUACACUGUGAGGUCUUUCGGUAUCCGUCGUAAUGAGAAGAUCGCUUGCUACGUCACCAUCAGGGGUGAGAAGGCAAUGCAGCUUCUCGAAAGUGGGCUCAAGGUGAAGGAGUACGAGCUGCUCAGGAGGAACUUCAGUGACACUGGCUGCUUUGGGUUUGGUAUCCAGGAGCACAUUGAUCUUGGCAUGAAGUAUGACCCCUCAACUGGUAUUUAUGGUAUGGAUUUCUUCGUUGUUCUGGAGCGUGCUGGAUACCGUGUUUCUCGUCGGCGCCGUUGCAAGGCCCGCAUUGGUAUUCACCAAAGGGUGACGAAGGAAGAUGCCAUGAAGUGGUUCCAGGUCAAGUACGAGGGUGUCAUCCUCAACAAGUCCCACGCGAGUUAGUAAUCUUUUGAGUGAAGAAGUUGUCCUUCAGAAUUCUAGUCAUUCAGAGUGUCUUCUGGAUAAUGGAAUCAUAUGUUUAUUGGAUACAAAGUGCACUGUCAAUUUUGCCUCUGUUUGAGUUGACCUGCGUUUAUAAUUCCAUCAGAUCCUUUCUUUGGUCUCA